This is a messenger RNA of Camelus dromedarius (Arabian camel), 2148 nucleotides long. RefSeq names its product vomeronasal type-1 receptor 1-like. The record is from RefSeq and is a predicted model, not a curated record. Lineage: Eukaryota; Metazoa; Chordata; Mammalia; Artiodactyla; Camelidae. Gene Ontology annotation, molecular function: pheromone receptor activity. Gene Ontology annotation, cellular component: membrane. Gene Ontology annotation, biological process: G protein-coupled receptor signaling pathway.
UUAAGCCCAAAAGGGAACAUGAGAUGGUAAUAUGUGUAAUUUUAUGUUCCUCCAGAUUCCAACAAGUGCAAUUAAAAUCCUUAUUCCCUAGAUAUGGAUGUGAUGGGUUUUCCCAGUUUGGAAAUGGGGAUGAUCUUCCUCACUCAGAUGCAAAUUACAAACUUCACUCUCCUUUUUCUCUGUAGCAUCAAUUUGCUUUCAGGACACAAUAGCAGGCCCACAGAUCAGAUUCUCAACCAGCUGGUCUUGGCCAACUCCUUGGUGCUUUUCUCCAAAGGAAUCCCUCAAACAAUGGCAGCUUUUGGAUGGAAAUAUUUCAUGGAUGAUGUUGGAUGUAAACUUGUCUUCUACUUGCACAGAGUGGGAAGAGGAGUUUCCCUCAGCAGUACCUGCCUCCUCAGUGGCUUCCAGGCCAUUAAGCUUUGGCCCAAUUUCUCCAGGUGGAUGGAGCUCAGGAUUAGAUCCCCAAAAUGCAUUGGUUUCUGCUGUUCCCUUUCCUGGAUACUGAACCUCUUAGUAAAUAGCUUUAUUCCCAUGUAUGUGAAUGGUCCAUUGAACGGCAAAAAUACCAGUUUGGAAAAAAUGAAAGAGUAUGGCUACUGUUCUGGGAUUACAGCUGAGACAUUUAUGACCUCAUUAUAUGCUCUCAUUUAUUUUUCCAUUGACAUUAUAUGUUUAGGUCUUAUGCUGUGGGCUAGUGGCUCCAUGGUCUUUGUCCUACACAGACACAAGCAGCAAGUCCAACACAUUUACAGCAAUAGACUUUCCCCCAGGCCUUCCCAUGUGGUCAGAGCCAUACACACCAUCCUAAUCCUGGUAAGCAGCUAUGUCUUCUUUUACUUACUGUCUUCCAUUUUGACUCUCUCUGUUUCACUAAGUGUGAACCCAAAUCAGUGGCUGGUGGACAGUGCUGUGCUUGUGGCUUCAUGUUUCCCUAUAUUCAGCCCCUUUCUCCUUAUCAGCAAUGAUAAGCGUGUCUCUAAAUUCUGCUUUGCCUGUUGGGUCAGAAAACCAAGUUUUCUUAGUGUGGUAUAACAGCUACAGAUUUUCUGAUCUAUGCAGACAAAUCUAUUAGUAGUGUUAGCUUAUUUAUAUGUAGAUGUCUAUUACAUGCUACUUAUAUUUGUAGGAAUUUAUGUUACCCAGUGAUUAAGAGAAAAAUCUCCAUAUUCAUAAAGCACAUAGUGGGCCCAAAAUAUUAGAUUAUUUACACAGUUAUACAAAUAUUACUUAAUGUCGUUAUGCUGUAUCUUCAAUGGAGAAGUUCAAGGUCCUUUUGGGGGUAUAAGGUAGAGAAAUUUCCCUAUUUGCAUAUAUAAGUGGUGUUGCCUAUACUAUACUAUAUAAUUAUACUAUAAUUUAUACUAUACUAUACCAUAUAUAGUAUAAUGGAAUGUAUUAGGGUUAUUCAGAGAAACAGAACCAAUAGGAUAUGUAUAUUCAGCAAUAAAGAUUUUUUUUGAGGAAUUGUCUCAUGUGCUUAUGGAGACUGGCAGGUCCACAAAAUUUGCAGACUGGGCUGGCUGGCUAGAGACACAAAGAAGAGUCAAUGUUGCAGUUCAGAUCUGAAGGCUAUCUGCUGGCAGAGUUCUUUCUUGUUUGCGGAAGCUCAGUCUUUAUUCUGUUAAGGUCUUCACCUGAUUGGAUGAGGCCCACCCACAUGAUGGACGGCAAUCUGCUUUACUCAAAAUUUACUUUUAAUGUUAGUCUCACUGAAAAACCACCCUCACAGAAACAUCCAUAAUAAUAAUUGACCAAAUGACCAUGACCCAGCCAAGGUGACACAUAAAAUUAACCAUCACAUGGAGAUGUAGUUUUUAAUAUAUUGUCUAAGAAUAUAUAUCUAUAUCUAAAUCUAUAUCUCAAAUGUAUCUGUUAAAAGGAAAAUCAUAUGGAAAGACCCAUUUUAGGAAUGCAUAUGUAUCCUCAGUGAUUCCCCCACCCCCAGAUCCAGUGCUUCUGGCAAAAUGCAAUAGCUUGGAGGAUAAUUCAGACUUUGUCUUAGAAAUAAAGAGAGGCCAAUGAAGAGGUUCCAUCACAUGUGUGAAUCAUCUGCUCUACUUACUACAAAGCAUUUUUCACAUUAAUAUACUUACAUUUAAGACCUAAUUACAGUUAAAAUAUUUUAGUUUAAUGGUCCUGAAACAG